This is a messenger RNA of Meleagris gallopavo (turkey), 1626 nucleotides long. The record is from RefSeq and is a predicted model, not a curated record. NCBI's taxonomy places the organism in Eukaryota, Metazoa, Chordata, Aves, Galliformes, Phasianidae.
AUGAGCCCUAGGUUAGAAGGUGUUGAAGAAGUGAAAGUAGUGACAUACAUUCAGAGCUCCUUAAAACAGGGACAACUUGACGUCUCUGUGAAACAGAGUGCUCCCACAGCACACGAGGAGCCACGCAGGUGUUCCGAUGCCUACAGGACAGACUUAUGGACAAACGCCUUGGUACAGCCCACCCGCACCGCCUGUCUUCAUCUUCUGCCCGCGCUCCCCAAGUACCCUGAAGCGGAGGCAGGAAAAGCACGGCCCGCAGUCUCACCCUCCUUCCCGCCCAACACGGUACCGCCCAGGCUAGCACCACCUUCUCACCCCCACCCCCACCACGCGCCCCUACGCGGCCCUCGGCAGCUGCUGCGCAUGCGCCGACUGACGAUUCGCGCUCCCAUUGGCUGGCGGUCGAAGCACGGCCGGGGCACGCGGUGGCGGCGAUAUAAGGCGUCUCGGGAGACAGCGCCAUGUUAUUUGGAGCGGAGAGUGGAAGUUGCGGUUUCUGGUAGGGGGUGCGCGGCGCGGAGCAUCGGAACCGCAGCGGAACUGGGCGUGGGGCGAGGGCAGUGCGUGCCGGGGAGAGGUGAGCUGCUGGCAUUCGCCAUGGAAGAGGACUGGGACACGGAGCUCCUGGAGCAGGAGGCGGCAGCGGCUUCACAGCGGCAUUUUGACGAGUGGGCGUGGACGGCUAACUCUGGCAGACCAAACAGCCCAUCCCUCCACUUCUCCAGCAGACCAAGCAGCCCCUUGUCUGGCUUCCCAGGUAGACCAAACAGCCACUUCUUUGGCUUUAGUCAGAAUAAAGGCUCACUCGGUGCUAAUGAAGGACCUAACAGAAAUCUGCAUAUGCAGCGCGACAUUGGAGGUUAUUCUGGGAGCAGAGAUUCUGUUCUAUGUCUGAACAGAGAAGAUCAACCAGUAACUGGAUUUGGUAGAGGGAGAAGUUCUGGAAGCAGAGAUUUUCAAGAGGGGAACUCCGCAAAUGAUCCUGGUAUGCAAGAACAAGGUUUUAGAGACAUUCCUGGCAUCUUUGGGCAAAGCAAGUGUUUUAACAGUGAGAUAAGAAACAGUCCUCUGCGUGGCAGCCCCUUUGCCCCAGGAGUAAGUGGAGCAGUUGGAGGUCCUGCAGCAGGAGUUAAUAAAGGAUGCUAUGAAGAAAUUGUUUGUGGAAGAGGUCCAAAGGUGACUUACGUGCCCCCUCCUCCACCUGAUGAUGAACAGUCCAUCUUUGCACGUUAUCAGUCAGGAAUUAAUUUUGACAAGUAUGAUGAAUGCACUGUUGAGAUGUCAGGACUUGACCCUCCAACACCAUUACUGGCUUUUGAAGAAGCUAACUUCUCUCAGAGUUUAAGGAAGAAUAUAUCUAAAACUGGAUAUUCAAAACUUACUCCAGUGCAGAAGUACAGCAUUCCAGUUAUACAAGCAGGGCGGGAUUUAAUGUCGUGUGCCCAGACAGGAUCAGGAAAAACAGCAGCUUUUCUUCUACCAAUUGUGGACCAGAUGAUGAAAGAUGGUAUAACUGCAAGUGUCUUCCAAAAGCAGCAAGAACCACAAUGCGUUAUUGUUGCGCCAACUAGAGAACUGAUAAAUCAGAUCUUCUUAGAAGCAAGGAAGUUUGUGUAUGGGUAAGCU